GAUAAAUCAAGCUCAGAAUCUAAACUUCACCAUAUCUAAGGCAAUAUCAGAACCUUUAGGAUGUUUACUCAAAAAUGUGUCGGGAAGGUGUCUCGAAUAAAAAAAAGAGUCAGGAAAUUGAACUCAAUAAACUUGAUGCUAAAUGGUCAGCCAUAUGGAGACAACUUUCUCCAGAUAAUUCCUUACAUCCCACCAAGCAUUUGGUUAAUGAAAAAGCCGAACCUUUUUAUUCACUCUCCAUGUUCCCUUAUCCUUCAGGUUUGUUGCAUAUGGGCCAUUUAAGAGUGUAUACCAUAAGUGAUGUGGUUGCAAGAUUUAAAAGACUUAAAGGUUACAAUGUUGUCCAUCCAAUGGGGUGGGAUGCUUUUGGUCUUCCAGCCGAAAAUGCCGCAGUAGAAAGAGGAAUGGACCCAGCCAUAUGGACCGAAAGUAAUAUCAAGAAAAUGAAAGAACAAAUGAGUUUAAUGCUUGCCGAUUUUGAUUGGGACCGAGAGAUUUCAACAUGUUCCCCAGAAUUUUACAAGUGGACCCAAAAGAUAUUUUUAUUAUUAUUAGAGCAUGAUUUGGUUUAUCGUAAAGACGCAGAAAUUAAUUGGGAUCCAAUAGAUCAAACUGUUUUAGCUAAUGAACAAGUGGAUGCCGAAGGCAGAUCAUGGAGAUCUGGUGCUAUUGUAGAAAAAAGGAACCUUGAGCAGUGGUUCAUCAAGAUCACCAAAUAUGCAUCUAGCUUGAACAAAGACUUAAAUGUUUUGGACCAAUGGCCGGAAAAAGUGAAGACCAUGCAGCGUCAUUGGAUUGGCCAAUCCAAUGGGGCUCAAAUAACAUUCAAUACUGAUGCCUCCGCAAAAUCACAGAUUAAAGUUUUCACCACCAGACCAGAUACCUUGUUCAGUGUACAGUUUGUUGCUUUAGCUUUAAACCAUCCUAUUGUUUUGAAAGCAGCAGAAUCAGAUCUUGAAUUACAGAAAUUCAUUGAAGAAGCAGCAGAUGCCCCUGCAGAUUCCAAAGAUGGAUAUAUGUUGAAAAGUAUACGUACUUCUAUACCUAUAGAUACUAAUAACAAGAAGUACACAAAUUUUGAUGUUCCAAUAUAUGCGGCUCCUUAUGUUAUUGGCUCUUACGGUCAUGGGGCCGUCAUGGGUUGUCCUGCUCACGAUGAAAGGGAUGCAGAAUUCUGGAAACUUCAAAAUCCUGAAAUUCCACCGAUUCCUACUGUUGGGCCUUCAAAAAUUAAAUCCAAAUUAGCUAAGGUUUUUACAUCCAAAAAUGGAGUUUUAUACGACAGUUCCAAGCUUGAAAAUGGCCGUGCAGACAUGGGAGAAUAUAAUGGAAAGACCUGCAAACAAGCUGCUGAGGAAAUAGUUAAUGCCUUGGAGUUGCAACAAUUGGGUUCAAAGUCUACCCAACUUAGAUUAAGGGACUGGCUUAUAAGUCGUCAAAGGUAUUGGGGUGCUCCGAUACCGAUAGUUCAUUGUAAUGAUUGCGGUAUUGUCCCAGUUCCAGAUGAACAGUUGCCUGUUUUGUUACCAAAAGUUGAACGUGCUACUUUCGAUAAAGGAAAUCCUUUGGGCCAAAUGGAGUCGUUUGUGAACACUAAAUGCCCUUCAUGCGGUGGUGAUGCUAAGAGAGAUACUGAUACAAUGGAUACAUUCAUGGACUCUUCAUGGUACUUUUUCCGUUAUUUAGACCCCCGCAAUACCAAAAAGCCCUUUGAAGCUAGUAAGGUGAACAGUCAUUUGCCUGUUGACAUGUAUAUCGGUGGUGUGGAACACGCUAUCUUACAUUUACUUUAUUCUAGAUUUAUUGGAAAAUUUUUGGCUGAUGCAAACUUAUGGGACGGUCUGUCACUCAAAAAUGAGCCAAUUAAACAGUUGGUCACACAAGGUAUGGUACAUGGUAAAACCUAUACUGAUCCAACAAAUGGACGCUUCUUGAAACCAAAUGAAUUGGAUUUAUCGAAUCCCUCUGAACCAAAAAUUAUUGAAUCAGGGUUGAAACCAUUGAUUUCGUAUGAAAAGAUGUCUAAAUCGAAGUACAACGGCGCUGACCCUGCUGAAUGCAUUAGAAAGUAUGGAGCUGACGCGACUAGAGCACAUAUGCUUUUUCAAGCUCCAUUACAUGAUGUUUUAAACUGGAACGAAGAGCAGAUACAAGGCGUUGAUCGUUGGUUACGUAAAGUUUUAGCCAUGGAGAAAAACAUUGUUAAACUUGUGAGAGAACAGCCAACUCGCCCUUCUAAUGAAAAAGUAUCAGAAAUUAAAGACGUUGAGUUAGAUGGUGUAAAAUUUGCUUCCAUAAAUUUUAAUGACCAUGAAUUUGAACUCUAUAACAACAUAUCAACUCUCGUGAAUUCUGUUUCUAAAUCGAUAGAGGAAGACUUAACUUUCAACACAAUUAUUUCUGAUUAUAUGAAAGCUACCAAUAGCAUAUAUAACUCUUUAAAAAACAAUGUUUAUAUAAAUCCAUUAUUAUAUUUGGAUGCAUACAAAAAGCUUCUUAAGGUAAUGUCUCCAGUGACUCCUUGUGUGUCUGAAGAGGCUUGGGAAAUGCUUCAUAAGUCUUUGGGCCAAGAUUGGAACACUAUUUUUGCUGAAUCAUAUCCUGUUUCUGAAAUUAUUGAAUCUCCCUAUACUACCUUCAAUAUUUUCGUUAAUGGGAAAGCAAGAGCACUGUUUAAAGGUCUCAAAAAUCUCAUAUCAAAGACAGAAACAGAAAUCUUAAACGAAGCUUUACUGCAUGGUAUUGAAAAAUAUAUUGGAAACAGCGAUAUAAAAAGAAUUAUCGUAAAAAGUGGACUUAUAAGUAUUCUCACAAACUCCAAGAAGUGA
Messenger RNA from Hyphopichia burtonii NRRL Y-1933, 2828 nucleotides. It is a transcript of the gene NAM2, whose product is annotated as leucine--tRNA ligase. NCBI's taxonomy places the organism in Eukaryota, Fungi, Ascomycota, Pichiomycetes, Serinales, Debaryomycetaceae. Bases 75 to 2828 code for a protein of 917 amino acids. The transcript has 2 exons. The record is from RefSeq and is a predicted model, not a curated record. Gene Ontology annotation, molecular function: aminoacyl-tRNA deacylase activity; leucine-tRNA ligase activity; ATP binding. Gene Ontology annotation, biological process: leucyl-tRNA aminoacylation; mitochondrial translation. Gene Ontology annotation, cellular component: mitochondrion.